Messenger RNA from Rodentolepis nana, 432 nucleotides. NCBI's taxonomy places the organism in Eukaryota, Metazoa, Platyhelminthes, Cestoda, Cyclophyllidea, Hymenolepididae. The record is from the annotation of a GenBank genome assembly.
AUGGGUAGGAAGAAGAGGAGGAAGUGGAAUCAGUGGAAACAGCGGAAUCAGUGGGGAAAUGAUAAUCAGUUUUAUGUAGAGGAUAUCGGAGUUGCUGACAUGUUGUGGGCACACUCUCAAGCACGAUCUCUUGAAUCUCUCCACGUCCGAGUCCCGUCUCCCUUCCACAGUCAGCACAUAGCACAAUUCACCAUGUUUAUUGCGUCUUGCCGCGAAGGUAUUGAGACGUGCUGUGCAGCCGGUGAGGCGAGCGGCUCGACAGAUACGUCUGUCGUCAGUGUCUCCAAGCAAAUUAGCCUAUUUCUGCUGGAUCAACAUCAAGCACUUGGAAGUGGAGAACUUCUCGAAGUAGAAGACUUUAACCACGUCGUUGAAGCGCACCACCUUCUUCACUGCUUUCACAUCUCCUCCACACCCAAUAGCCGAAGCAUC